This is a messenger RNA of Polychytrium aggregatum, 1261 nucleotides long. RefSeq lists its product as uncharacterized. Lineage: Eukaryota; Fungi; Chytridiomycota; Chytridiomycetes; Polychytriales. The transcript has 12 exons. The coding region runs from base 97 to 1041 and encodes 314 amino acids. The record is from RefSeq and is a predicted model, not a curated record. Gene Ontology annotation, molecular function: RNA binding; zinc ion binding.
GGGUCUGGAGGAAGGCACCCCAACCAGGUUGGAGCUGAUCAAGCUUCCCUGACCGGCUAUUUGCAGCACUCGCUGGACGCAAGGACACCGCUGUCGAUGGCACUCUUUAUUGGCCGCCUGCCCUCUGGCCUCCGCCAGAGGGAGCUGGAGGAUCUCUAUACCCCCUAUGGCAAACUCUCGCGCUGCGAGAUCAAGCAGGGCCACUCGUUCAACUAUGCCUUUGUCGAGUUUGAGGAGAAGCGUGAUGCGGAAGACGCAAAGAAUGGAACCGAUGGAAAGUCCAUCAAUGGCAUGCGCAUUGUCGUCGAGUGGGUCAAGGGCGGCGCUGCUCGCCGUGCCAGUGAUAACGAAUGCUUCAAGUGCCACCGAGAAGGUCACUGGGCCCGCGACUGUCCCGAAUCCGGAGGAGACCGCAACCAACGGGAUUCUGACCGAAACCGCGAUCGAAACAGAGAUCGCGAUCGCGAUCGUGGCAGCGACCGAGAUCGAGACCGUGAUAGAGACCGCGAUCGUGACCGUGAUCGUGAUCGUGAUCGUGCCCGAGACAGGGACAGGGAUAGAGAUCGCGCUCGAGACAGAGACAGAGACCGAGAUGCAGAUCGUGACCGAACUCGAGACAGAGACAGAGAUCGUCGCAACGAUGAUCGCGACAGCGAGCGCAACGAUGACCGCAACCGCAGCCGUCGCAGCCAAUCGCCCCGCCGCAGGAAAGAUGAUGACGACUCCAACUCGUCGGCCCGUCGAUCUCGCCGCAGCCCGUCGCGCGACCGCCGUGAGCCAGAACGCAGAGGCGACCAACCCAAAUCCAAAUCCAAAUCCCGCUCCCGAUCUCGCUCGAGAUCCCCGCGCCGUGAGCGCCGCGACAAGGACCGCCAGGAUGAUCGAAGGAUGAGCGACAACAAGGAUCGCACCCCUGAGGGGGAUCGCAAGCGCGACAUGUCCGUCGAUCCCCCAUCCGACGAGGAGCGCAACCGCAACCGCCGCGGCGCCAGCCCGGAGCAAAGCCAAGGAAACGCAGAUGACGCCAAUGGCAAAUGGUAAAACACCGCACUUCGCCAGCCAUAAGAUAGGCUUCCUUAGUCCGGCUUCAUCGCCCGCCGCAUCAACCAAGAUCCCUCGAUUAGCAAGCAUUGAUGACCGGCCACCAGCUGAUGCCCAGACUACAUCCAAAGCGGAUGCGCCUUGUGAGACUUGUCGCGUCCACACACAUUAGUUGAUUGUAUUUGCUUGAAUACAGCGGAGGCCAUAAGAAUUGGAAUGA